This is a messenger RNA of Cylindrotheca closterium, 1464 nucleotides long. NCBI's taxonomy places the organism in Eukaryota, Bacillariophyta, Bacillariophyceae, Bacillariales, Bacillariaceae. The record is from the annotation of a GenBank genome assembly.
AUGACAGCACGUCCAAUAGCAAUGGUUCCAUCAUCACGCAAUAACAACAACAGUAACAGUAUCAAUGAGGAUGAUCCAAUGAUUACAUGUCGAUUGCAAAUCGAGCGCUGGCUCCAACCGCAAAUUGCCCAUUGGAUUCAACAAGAACUGCCCAUUCUGGAUUGGGUAUCUAGGCUGCCCAAUGGAAUCUUGCAAAUUCAGUUUCUCAGCGAGCAUUUGAAAUGGACCAACAGUGAAAAGACCCAAGGUUUAGUUCUCAAACAUUUCCAUUGGUAUUGUGGUACUACCAAUAGCAGUACUAAUGGCACCUAUCAUGAACCGGCAAUGGUGCAUCACGUCAGCAAAUCCCAUUUGUUCUUUCUACACUGCAAUCUGACGAGUAUUCAGCAACAUAAUCAUGAUUAUGAUGAGGAGGAUGUUGACAUUCAAGUGUGGACCAACGACUCAUUUCCUUCUUCCACCAAGAAGCAUGUCACGACUUUGUAUCAAUUGAAACCACUCAUGGAUUGCGAUGCCAUAGAGCAACAACAAUAUGGAAAACCACCAACAACGCCACAAAGUCCCACCACCACCACCACCAACAACAACAACAACAUUCAGUUGGCAAUGUGUUCCGUCCUGUAUGGUUACGACGCCUCGGCCAUGCUUGUCCAAUUUGCCGAAUAUUACGCCCAUUACAAACGAUUGGGAGUUCAACACUUUUGGGUCUUUGUCAAUACGGCAACGACGACGACGACGACGAGUAAUGGAAAAUUACCAUCGACAUCACUUCUUUCCAUACAACUACAACCACAAUCCACUACUCGUACUACUUAUUUAGUAUUACCAAACGUCGACGACGUCACGUACAUUCCUUACAAUUUUCGAUGGAACGAUUUCAUGAAGUAUGCCAACUUUAGUGCACCCUUUUUGGGGGCAAGCAUGUGGCAAGAAGCCAUGCAGAAUCAAUGUUUGUCACGAUUGCGACGAUAUGGUGUCAAAUGGAUAAUGACCCUAGAUGUGGACGAGUUUGUGGAAAUUCGUGGUAACAACGAUGAGUCCUCGAGACGAGACAAAGAAGAAGAAUAUCCAUUGCGAUCCUUCUUGUCACGAUAUGACCAAGACGCAAACAAUAAGAGACAGAAAGACAAGCCCGUUGGAGCAUUGCGUAUGAGGUCGGUCCCCUUUCCGACCAACCGGAAAUUCGAUUUACCCACAUUUCGACCCUACCGCAUGGCCAUGGAUCAUGUACAUCGGUGGGAUGAUACCCUUGGGACCUAUAUCGAUGCCAAAAGACCCAAAAUGAUUUAUCAGGCCCAACUCUGCGAUGUUGCAGGAGUCCAUUGGUGUCGAAGGUACAAUCGCGGAGCUAUUUCCCAAAGUUUGAAUGCGACUCAUGAGAUUAUGUUGCAUCACAUUCGAGCCGCCACCGCGGUGACGAAUAUUGGUUGGGUUAUAAAAAGAUUGGAGGAAAGGGAAUGGUGA